Messenger RNA from Pectinophora gossypiella (pink bollworm), 2173 nucleotides. RefSeq names its product peroxisomal N(1)-acetyl-spermine/spermidine oxidase-like. Gene Ontology annotation, molecular function: polyamine oxidase activity. NCBI's taxonomy places the organism in Eukaryota, Metazoa, Arthropoda, Insecta, Lepidoptera, Gelechiidae. The transcript is spliced from 8 exons. Bases 117 to 1577 code for a protein of 486 amino acids. The record is from RefSeq and is a predicted model, not a curated record.
GAACAUCUAUUAGUAAACGGGUAGUGUGAGAACUGGCGAUCUCAGAGCUCCCCAUUAGUCCGGCCAGGUAGUCAUCUCAAAAAAAAAUUGUGUUAGUGACUAGUGUGUAUAGGAAGAUGAUAGUGCCAUGGGUGUUGGUUGCUUUGGCGCUCGUUGCAUUGAAUUGCGCGGAAGAGACAAACCAUUAUGACGUCAUCGUGGUGGGGAUGGGCGCCGCUGGCACCAUGGCUGCGUCCACAUUGGCUCGCGCCGGCAAGAAGGUGCUGGCCCUGGAAGCUAUGGAGCGAGUUGGCGGACGCGUACAUUCGGUUGACUUCGCUGGCGGAGUCGCCGAACUGGGCGCUGAAUGGACCCAAGGACAAGGCCCGAGCCUCAUUUACAAGACCGCGAGGGACCACAACAUAACACUGCAGUCUCAGGCGAAGGACUUGAGCGAGGUUGAAGUCGUGCGAUCUGACGGCACCCUGGCUGACCUGGUCAUCAAAGACAUUGUGGACAAAGGCAUGGAGCUCUGCGACGAAGGGUCUGAGGGCAACAAACCGGUAUCGCUUGGAGAAUACGUUACUAAUGAAUUGACGGAGUACAUAAGAAAGAAGCAUCCUGAGAUAGCUGAGGAUAAGGAGACGGUUGCUCGCGUGCUGGAGUACCUGGACCAAUACACUGACACUGUGGACGCUUCUGACAGCUGGAUGGACGUGGACGCGACGGUGCCCUACGAGAUCCUAGACGGAGACCAGCAUUUGAGCUGGCACAAGCUGGGAUACAAGACGCUGUUUGAGUUGUUGCUGAACACGUACAAUGGUGGGCCAGGCCUGGACUCCCUGGAAGUGAAGCUGAGCUCCCCCGUGACCUCGGUGAAGUGGCCUCAGCAACCUGAUGAGAAGGUAGUGGUCACCACAAGUGGCGGUCAGGAGUACACUGCUGACGCCGCCAUCAUCACCGUGUCGCUUGGUGUGCUGAAGGAGAAGCACACAACCCUGUUCUCCCCUGCACUCCCUGAAGACAAGAAGACAGCGAUAGAGAAGCUGGAUAUGGGCGUGAUUGGCAAGAUUAUAUUCUCCUUCGACAAACCAUGGUGGAGGAACCGGAUCUUCGGGAUGGUGUGGAAGACUGAGGACCUGAAGAAGGUGCCAGCAGAAGACCUGUGGACCACUAAGGUCAUGGGGGCUUCGCCGUCUCUGGGCUCUGACCAUACGUUUACUGUGUGGACUGGCGGGGCCACGGCUAGAUUGGUGGAGACGCUUCCAGACGAAGAGGUGAAGACGAAGGUGAUGGCGCUGCUGCGAAGGUUCUUUGGCGCUGACACCACCAUCCCAGACCCUACCGGCAUGCUCAGGUCUAAGUGGUACAACAACGAAUGGACGCGCGGGUCGUACUCGUUCACUGGCAUGUCGGCGGCGCAGGCGCCGGGCGCGCGGAGCUCACUGGCGGCGCCACUCAGCGACAACACUGGCCGCCCACGCGUGUUGCUGGCUGGCGAGGCCACGCACGCCACGCGGUACGCUACUGUGCACGGCGCUGCGGACAGUGGGUUCCAUGCUGCUUCGAUCCUGCUCGUGACAAAGACGGCAGCGUAGAUAGAAGACGCAUUGGCCCGAUUCCUGCAGACACUAAGGGUGGUAUUAAUAAACUAAUCUCAGCUGAGACUGCCCUCAAGAUCGUGGUCAAGUCCCUGUUUUUAUAUGAGAACUGUCACAUUGACAUGAUCUUGAGGGCAGUCUCGAAACUGAGACUAGUUUAUUAAUACCACCCUAAGACUAACCGGUUAUUCAACGCGGAAACGCAUCCAGCACUAUGGGUAAAUUUGCACCAGGGGGGUUAAAAUGGCCACAUAAAAGCAAUUCAUCUAAGAAAGGAAUUGCUUCAAUUGCUAUUUGAAAUUUGUUUGCAAUGCGCACUUACUUUUAGCUGCGCAAAUGUCAAAUUACAAUAGCUUUUUAGAUGAAUUGCUUCGAUGUGGCCAUUUUAACCCCCCAGGUACGAUUAGAGGCGGUGUUUUUAAUUAAGGUUUAGUUUUAAGUGUUAAUUGUAUAAUAUAUAAUUUAUUUUAUUUUGAGUUUUGUUUAUUUGUUUUAGUUUUAUUUAAUUUUAUUUUUGUUUUGUUUGAUAUUUUUGUUCUGUAAUUAACUGUUUUGUUUAAGGUGUAAAUAAAAUUAUAUAUUUGGCUAAAAAA